UUCUGGUGAGACCGGAACGCAGAAGUCUAGGUCUGACGCGCAGUCUAUCUUCAGCCCUUGCUGUCUAAAAUCGCUUCAUUGUGGAGAGGGCUUCGAAACAUCUUUGGGACACUACCACCAUGGACGCAUUUCAAGUAUUAUCGUUAUAUUUGUUACUCAUCUUCAUUUGGAAUAUACCAUGUUUUCAGUCAGCUGCCAUCAUAUCUCCCUCUGUGCCAAGGAGAAACAAGGGAGCCAAGAUCCUUCAUGAUGGACAAAGGUCAACCAAAUUUCUCAAAGAGAUCUUCGCAUCUUCUCCUAUCUUAAGCCAUCACCAAGAAGACUUUAAUAAGGACGCAAUUGUGCCCCACGAUUACAUGCUCUCCAUAUACAGGACGUAUUCGGCUGCAGAGAGACUCGGACUAAACGCAAGUUUUUUCCGCUCCUCAAAGUCUGCAAACACCAUAACAAGUUUUGUGGACAGAGGAACAGACGAUCUCUUGCACUCUCCUUUGCGAAGACAAAAGUAUCUGUUUGAUGUCUCAACCCUUUCAGACAAAGAGGAGUUGGUUGGAGCUGAAUUAAGGAUAUUUAGAAAAGUGCCCGGGGAUUUGCAAACGUCCCCGACAGGUCUCUAUGACAUUCAAUUACUCUCCUGUCGAUCAGAACGGCUACUGGAUUCCAGAUCCCUUGAUCCUCUGGAUUCCCGAAAACCAGGAUGGGAGGUUUUGGACGUGUGGGAAAUGUUUAAAAACCGGCAUCACUCUGAUCAGGGGAGCCAGAUUUGUCUCCAGCUCAAGGGCACUCUUGGUAAAUCAGAAAUGGAAAUCGAUUUAAAACAGAUGGGAUUUGACAGAACCGGCCGAACCCAGCAAGAGAAGGCCAUCUUGGUGGUUUACACCAGGUCCAAGAAAAGGGAGAACCUGUUCAACGAAAUGAAAGAGAAGAUCAAGUCGCGUGGAUCGGGGAGCAGGUCGGAGGAGGAGAGGGGCCUGCAGUUCAAAGCCAGGCGCCGACGGAGGACUGCAUUGAACAAUCGGCAUGGGAAAAGACAUGGCAAAAAGUCCAAAUCUAGAUGCAGCAAAAAGGCUCUGCACGUUAAUUUUAAAGAGCUAGGGUGGGAUGACUGGAUCAUUGCGCCAUUGGAUUAUGAGGCGUACCACUGCGAGGGUGUGUGCGACUUCCCUUUGAGAUCGCAUUUAGAGCCAACAAACCAUGCCAUCAUUCAAACUCUUAUGAAUUCAAUGGACCCCAAUAGCACACCUCCUAGUUGUUGUGUUCCCACCAAACUAAGUCCCAUCAGCAUUCUUUACAUAGACUCGGGUAAUAACGUUGUGUACAAACAGUACGAGGACAUGGUGGUAGAGCAGUGUGGCUGCAGGUAGCGUUCUAUUCUACUGCGACACUUUAAAGUAUUUAAACCCCGUAAAAUCAAAGAUAUGUCAGUCGGUCCAGGUCAGAAUAUGAAAGCUGUGGUAUAUCUGAAGCAUAUAGACCCAUGCCUUGGUGCGCCUAAACUUCACUCAAAAGGGAUCCGCGAGAGAAAUUAUUUGUAGUGUGGGCCUAUGCAAGCAUAUUUAUUUUGGUCAAAUUUAAACUCAGUACAAUCUCACAUAGCCUUAGCUGUCCAAUUGUUGUGUUAAACUAAUACAUACUCCUAGCCUACUUUUCCAUCCGUCUGAUAUGUUUUUCAGUGGCAUAGUCUAUUGUUUUGCCAGGCCCCGACAUGGAUAGACAGGUCGUCAUAAACCAUUAGUCCGCAGGAGAGGAGUGGGUAUCAACAUGCUAGUGAUAGGCUAUUAUUUGUUAAUGCCUGAGCAGGCUUGGAAUUGUUGGUCUUCCAUCAGUGGACUGCGUCCGAAAUGGGCACAGUGGAAUGCACCUGUUCAAACUAGGCCGCAGUCACGGGAUAGCCCUUGUGCAUUGUUGCAGCUCCCUUCAACAGUCUUGCAAAGAGGACUCAUUUGUAGCGGGUGUUUCCAGGCUCACUGCCAGUGUCCAGCAGAAACUAUCGAGCUCUUCUGAUGCGUUAUCAAUCGGCCCU
Molecule: messenger RNA, 2023 nt
Organism: Coregonus clupeaformis (lake whitefish)
Lineage: Eukaryota; Metazoa; Chordata; Actinopteri; Salmoniformes; Salmonidae
Product: growth/differentiation factor 6-A-like
Exons: 2
Coding region: 120-1364 (414 amino acids)
Biological process (GO): BMP signaling pathway; SMAD protein signal transduction
Cellular component (GO): extracellular region
Molecular function (GO): cytokine activity; growth factor activity
Source: RefSeq, a predicted model, not a curated record